Eremothecium sinecaudum is the source of this 1326-nucleotide messenger RNA. It is a transcript of the gene CTK1, whose product is annotated as cyclin-dependent serine/threonine protein kinase CTK1. Gene Ontology annotation, molecular function: cyclin-dependent protein serine/threonine kinase activity; cyclin binding; ATP binding. Bases 1 to 1326 code for a protein of 441 amino acids. The transcript has a single exon. The record is from RefSeq and is a predicted model, not a curated record. Lineage: Eukaryota; Fungi; Ascomycota; Saccharomycetes; Saccharomycetales; Saccharomycetaceae. Gene Ontology annotation, cellular component: nucleus; cyclin/CDK positive transcription elongation factor complex. Gene Ontology annotation, biological process: positive regulation of transcription elongation by RNA polymerase II; protein phosphorylation; transcription elongation by RNA polymerase II.
AUGUCAUCCAAUAGCAAAAAGAGAAAUGGGAGCUUCAAGCGUCGAAAUGGCGGCGAUUUUUACUUUCCGAAUAAGAGACCGCACCAUCAUCACCACCGCCAAGCCCCCUCAGGUUCACGGUACAAUAAUCCAAGCCCGUCGGCACCUGGUCCACCACAGCCAACAUCCCGUUUUCAACCUCAUAGGGAACAGCCGAGGACAAAAACACCAGGUUCCCGCUAUAAUAAUAAUUCCAGUGCUACAAUUGUACCGCCACCAUCUGGUCCAGCAGCAUUACGUGUCCCCGUGGCUACAAUCAUUCAUACGCAUUCAAUAGAGUCUAGUUAUGAGAGAAUCACUCAAGUUGGUGAGGGAACGUAUGGUAAGGUAUAUAAAUGUCGAAACGUUUACACGAACAAACUAGUUGCAUUAAAAAAGCUUCGACUGGAAACUGAACGAGAUGGAUUCCCUAUAACUUCUAUUCGCGAGAUUAAACUACUUCAACAAUGCCAGCAUGAAAACGUUAGCACCAUUGCUGAAAUUAUGUGCGAGGCACAAAAGACUGUAUAUAUGAUAUUUGAGUACGCCGACAACGAUCUUAGUGGACUACUGAUGAAUAAAGAGAUCAGUUUUACCGAGGCUAACUGCAAGCAUCUUUUUAGACAAUUACUAAAAGGAAUGGAAUAUUUGCAUGAGAGCAGAAUACUUCACCGAGAUAUUAAGGGCUCCAAUAUUUUGAUUGAUAAUAAGGGCAAGCUGAAAAUCACUGACUUUGGGUUGGCCCGUAAGAUGAAACAGGAACCGGACUACACCAAUCGAGUUAUAACACUAUGGUAUAGACCUCCAGAACUACUGCUUGGUACCACGAACUAUGGUACUGAGGUAGACAUGUGGGGAUGUGGUUGUCUGCUAGUUGAGCUAUUCCUGAAGACUGCCUUGUUCCAGGGCACUAAUGAAUUAGAACAACUGAAAUGCAUUUUCCAAAUAUUAGGUACUCCAUCAGUUGAACAAUGGCCUGCAUUCUUUGACAUGCCGUGGUGGUUCAUGAUGAUACCUCAGCAAAAAGAACGGUACCCAAACAAAUUUGACGAAAAGGUCGAAGGGCUAUUGCCCACUCAGAGUUGCAAGGAACUGGCCAAAGGAUUAUUGUCUUACGAUCAGAAGAAGAGAUUCUCUGCAACAGAUGCAUUAAAAAGUGUAUAUUUCCAUGAGCUCCCUAAACCAGAACCAUUAGACCUUGGAGAUUUUGAUGGAUGUCAUGAGUUUGAGGCAAGAAAGCAGAGGCGUAGGGAGCGCGAAGAAAGCAAAAAGGCUGCUGCUGCUGCUGCUGUGACUGAUAAUCCUUAA